Molecule: messenger RNA, 2078 nt
Organism: Pipistrellus kuhlii (Kuhl's pipistrelle)
Lineage: Eukaryota; Metazoa; Chordata; Mammalia; Chiroptera; Vespertilionidae
Gene: MEI4
Product: meiotic double-stranded break formation protein 4
Exons: 5
Coding region: 1-1305 (434 amino acids)
Biological process (GO): homologous chromosome pairing at meiosis; spermatogenesis; meiotic DNA double-strand break formation
Cellular component (GO): lateral element
Source: RefSeq, a predicted model, not a curated record
AUGCUGAGCAUGAGCAAGGAAUACAAAGUGACCAUUGAGGCUGAAAAGGAAGGAGACCCGAUAAAAUGCAGUACAAAAGUUAAAAGGCACUUCUAUAACUUUUUUUCUUAUUGCCCCAUAGGGAUAGAAGCCAGUACAGAUCAUCAAGUAUGGUAUCUGAGAACUGCAAAGCUAGCUCUGGCCUUGGCGAUUAUCCGCUCAAAACCAGCAGACAAGAGCAGCAGAGAAUACACAGAGCACCUUGCGAGGGUAGUGUCUGGGCAGGAGUCGGAGUGGAGAGCUAAAGUUGAAAGCUUGGAAGCUGAAGUUCUGCAGUUGCGUCAAAAACUUCUUCUGAGCAAGAUUUGUUCUGGAUUGUUUAAGAGUGGAGACUCACCCUCCCAGCUGCAGGCUCAGGAGCCUGGAAGUUCUGAAAAUACAUUGACUGGGCUGGAAGAUUCUGGGUGUGAUUUAUCAAAUGAGCAGAGAACUGAACCUUCAGAGGUGUCUCAAGAUUUUGUGGAGAGCUGCACCCCAACACUCUUUCCACCACUGCCAAUUGCAAAGAAAAAAGAUGCGACUUCAAAAAAUCCUUUGUCUUCUCACAUGCAGUUUUUGCAACAUCUACUUGAACUGAAGAACUGGACAGAAUCAGGGAGUCUUAAAACAGACUUGAGCCACUUUGAGAACACCUCUUCCACCGUAUCUGAUUCUGUUUUUCAGUUGCUAGAAGGCCUGAUAACUUUUUACCGUGACCCAAAAUUUCCUUUUCCAAUCUUUUGGACAGAAGCUGUUGCUACCUUAGCUAGACUGCUCAGCGAUUGUAACUUAUCUAGUCAUAUUCUUGAAACAUGUUCCAAGAAGUUGGAAGAAUUUGAGAAAAUUCUACUGCACAUUAUUUUAAGGAACAACCGUAUAAACCGGUUUCAGGUACAGCAUGGUGUGUCUCAGACUCUGGUAACCCUGGGAAGUUGCAGCUUGUUGAGAAAAUCUAUAAUAUCUCUGCUUCUAUCAGAAGUAAAUAGUUUCGUUGAUGAUCUGGAUACCAUCAAUCAGGUACAAGCCAGUUAUGAUGUCUCAGGCUAUGAAAAUAUUUUCUCCCUCUUUUGGGUUCUGGAGCAGCUUCUUCAAAAGGAAAAGGAAGAAGGCAAUACUUUGAGUUUGGGGCAAGAUGAUCAAGAAAUCAAGAAGUUUCUUCAGAAGCAUGAUGAAGCUGUUUUGCAACUCUCUGAUACAUUUCCUUUAUUUACUUUUUAUUUAUGGAGACUGGGCAUUCUCUUGAACUCCAUAGAAAUAAAAACUGUUGAAAAUAACUCACUUCCUUAGUAAUUUAUCAAAUAUCAGAAACAUACAAAAGCUGUAUAUAUGAAGGUCUUAUACUUAAAAGAUUUUCAAGAAUAUUUUUAAAUGAGCAUUUUAAAUGAUCUUUAAAUAUAAUGAUUAAAUUUAAGAGUCUUAAUAUGUGAUAAUUUAUUAUGAAUCAUAUUUCUUUCCUAUAAUCAGUCAAUAUCAGCUAUUCCCAUGUAACUUUAUAAUGUUAUUCAAUAUUGGUCUCUUAGUCUCUAAAAUGGGUUAUUAAUUGCGCAUGUCAUAAAACGUAUUUACUUUUAAAAUAUUUCCAUGUAAUAGAUAUUAAAAAGCAAUGGAAGAGAUCUUAAAAGUUUUAUUGCUUUAUCAACCCAGCAUUUCAAAUAAGUGGUUAUAAAUUAGAUUUUUAAAACAUUUUUCUUACACAGUUUCACUUAUAUCUUUGUCUCUCUUAGAAGGGACUCCUGCAGGAGGGAAGUUGAACAUUUGUAAGAGUAACUGCCUUUAAUUUCCUAUAAUCAACAGAUCUGUCAAAUCCUUUUGAAAGUACUCAUUAGUGGCUUAAAUAUUCUAUUUGUUUUUUUCAAAAAAUGCUAGUUUUGAUCCUGUUGAUUGUAUGUAAUAUUCCUGUUAUUGUUAAAAUGUAGUUUAAGUCGUGUAAUAAGACAUUAAGGAAAUUUUCACAAAUUAUGCCAUCUAUCCAAAAAUAUACUUUAUACUUACUAAAAGUAUAUUUAUACUUAUUAAAAGUAUUGGUUAAAUUUUUCAGUUACAUCGUUUUAUUGACUUUA